GUAGACCAGUAGUGCAAGGUACAAGGGUGGAGCAUGACUUCACCUAUCUUGGAAUAUCCUUUUAAGAUUAAAACGAGUAUAAAAUCAUGCUCACCUAAUACAGGAUAAUACGCUUUUGACCGAGGAUUGUACGCCAAACAGCAUCAGAUGGCGGGACUGUCGUAUCUGGUACUCCGAUUUUCGGGAUCCGCUGGUCGGACUUACGGGGUCUUUUCUAAGGGACUAACGAGGACUUUGUUGAUAUUUUUUGAUCUUGCAUGGAGACUCCGAAUCAGAUUCCCAUAUCUCUACCUCAUUGCCUCGAUGAUGUUUAAUGUGCGCUUACAGGUAAAAGUUUGA
Messenger RNA from Electrophorus electricus (electric eel), 339 nucleotides. RefSeq names its product small integral membrane protein 10 like 3 (gene smim10l3). The record is from RefSeq and is a predicted model, not a curated record. NCBI's taxonomy places the organism in Eukaryota, Metazoa, Chordata, Actinopteri, Gymnotiformes, Gymnotidae.